AUGUUGCUCUCUGGUGUUUAUCCAACUACUGAACACUUCAACACUUAUCUUGAUGUCUUGGCCAAUACAAAUGACAACUUCUACCUCCACGAUACUUUCGAUGAUUUGAAGAGAAGAAACCCAUAUCAAAAGCCUGAUGCUGCUACCUUCAACACCAUGUUGGACAACUACAUUAGACAUCAAGAUGGUCAAAGAGCCCUCGUCCAAUUGGAAUACAUGAAAUCAAAGAAUAUUGCUGUUGAUGCUUCCUUGGAAGGUAAGCUUAAGGAACUCGUUGCUACCUAUGAUCACGAAAAGGGUGCCGCUUGGGCUUUGGACAGAGGUGCUGAUAAGCCAGAAUUCGAAGUUAAGAAGGAACAAGCUUUAGAAAAGAAUCAAAACAAGAUUUCUGAUAACUUGGAAAGAUACAUCCAACCAGACUUCUCCAAGUUGGUUGUCCAAGAGUAA
Messenger RNA from Naegleria gruberi, 447 nucleotides. RefSeq lists its product as uncharacterized. Bases 1 to 447 code for a protein of 148 amino acids. The transcript has a single exon. Gene Ontology annotation, molecular function: protein binding. The record is from RefSeq and is a predicted model, not a curated record. NCBI's taxonomy places the organism in Eukaryota, Heterolobosea, Eutetramitea, Acrasida, Naegleriidae.